Messenger RNA from Spodoptera litura, 1176 nucleotides. RefSeq lists its product as uncharacterized. Lineage: Eukaryota; Metazoa; Arthropoda; Insecta; Lepidoptera; Noctuidae. The record is from RefSeq and is a predicted model, not a curated record.
AUAGUGUCAUCAUUCUCAUUUAAAAUGCAGGUCGAAGCACGCUCUGAACAUUUCGAACUUGACAAACAAUACAUCUGUCCAAAUAAGAUCUCAAAUAAACUUGAUCAGUGUAUCACAAACAUAGCGAAAAACAAUGGAUUUUAUGGAUGGAUGGAUUACCAAUUAAAGAAAGGUACAAAACGGUAAAAAGCUAUGAAGAGAGUGAUGCAGAAAUUAUUAUAAUGGAGAAUGUAGCAAAAAAGGGUUUCAAAACUGGUCAUAGAAUGGACGUCGUAUCAUUAGAGUUCGCAAAAAUGGCUAUUGAAGAACUUGCUAAAUUUCAUGCGCUUUCCUUUGUGCUAAAGGCAAAGAGACCAGACUUUUUUGAAGAUCAAGUAAAAAUUAGGAAAAUUCCGUAUAAAACUGGUGAAAAAUGGCACAAACUUGCGCAAAAUAUCAUUAAUAUAACAUUGGAUAAUAUAGACGAAGGAAUCAAGAAAAGAGUUGAGAAGUUUUGUGAUAAUAUUGGAGAACGAUUCACGGUCUGUUUUGAAAAUGAAUCUGUACGUAACCUGUGUCACGGUGAUUAUAGGGCUAACAACAUACUGGUUAAAAUCGUCGAUGGUAAGAUAUCAGAGCUAAUACCAGUCGACUAUCAAAUGAUGUACCUACUAUGGAUGUCCUGCAGUGGACUUCCUAUAUUUCAUCAUGUGCUGUACUGACAAGGAAUUCCGAAAAACUCACCUACUACAUUUGAAAAAUGUAUACCAUGAAACAAUGACAAGAUUUUUGGAACACUUUGAUCUCGACAUCAACGAAUUUUAUUCAAGGGAAGUUUUUGAGAAAGAUUACGAUGCAAGACUGGAGAGUGGGCUAGUAAUGUCUUUCAUAUUUUUGCCUUUUGUAUUUGCUUCCGAAGAUGAUGUGCCUGAUUUGACCAAAGAUGACCGUGAUAUGAAUAAUUUAAGUUUUAAUGUUGAUAAAAGGUAUAAAAGCAGGAUUCAAGGAAUUAUUGAAGAUUACAUAGAAUGGGGCAUUAUUUGAUGUAUAGUUUUACGGUGCUAUUAGUUAAUUUUAGUUUUGAUAUACCUUUGUAGAUUUGUUUUUUGAAUAGUUUUCUAAUCGAAUAAGGUUUUUUGAGCAUUACAUUUGGAAUUUUUGAUUGUAAAAUUACUGAAUACACGUUUGUUUGUAGUG